AUGACCGACGCACAAGCCAUAAUCAACUAUGCGCGAGCCCAGUUCAACGAGAUUGCCGAGGGCGUCGAGAGACACUUUGACGUUGUAGCAGAUUCUCUCCGCGAUCGCUUCCACACCCUCCCGCCACUGGUUCAUGCCCGUCCGCCGCCACCACCGCCUACCACCGCGCAAACGAUCGAACGAUGGGUUCUCAAAAACAAGGCAAUCACAGCCGCGGGCGCCGCCUUCUUGGUCACGGGUUCCGUGGGCCUAUAUAUCCACUACGCGAACCGAAGGAAUUCAAGACGGAAGCGGCGGGCACAUAGGACGGUCAGUGGGGCAAGAACGGAUGUGGUGAUUGUGGCAGGCGCAGUAGCGAAUCCCAUGACGAGUUCCGUAUGUUUGGAUCUGGAGCGGCGGGGACAUAUCGUGUAUGUGGUCUGCCAUACCUUGCAGGAUGAGCACUACGUUCGAUCACAUUCCCGUGCGGAUCUGAUCCCUCUCUCCUUGGAUUUGGUCGAUCCAUAUACGGCGGAAACCCAACUGGCGAAGCUGCACAAUCUCCUCAGCAGGGWUCACUUUGUCUUUGAUGGAGCUCGACCUCAUAAAUUGAUCUUGAAGGGUCUGGUACUGGUUCCCGACACACAAUCAGCCCCGGUAGAGAUCGCGGAGAUCAGCUCGGAGGAGUGGAGUCAUGUGCUCAAUGCCAAAGUGUUGAAUUGCAUUGCUACCACACAGCUCCUCCUCCCUGCCGUCACAAAACAUCACGCCAAUGUUCUUCUAUUGACUCCAUCAGUGGCUCCCGUUUUACGACUCCCUCACCAUGCCAUCGAAAGCACGGUAUACGGCGCAUUGCGAGGAUUCAGCACCUCUCUCGCUGCAGAGCUCAAAGAGGACGGUAUCUCAUUCACUCACGUCAAAGUCGGGAGUGUAGACAUCCCAUCCCUGACUGCGAAACAAAAGCGUGAAGGUGCUGCUCCGAGAUUCAAGCCGACGCCGAUACGGAAGCUUCAUGACUGUKUGUUUGAUACUCUGCGGGCUUCAAACCCACCUCGGGUGCUGCAUGUUGGUCGAGGUAGCGCUACGUAUGAUUUCAUCGGUAGCUGGGCUCCUCCUGCUUUCAUUUCCUGGAUGAUGGGGAGCGCUGCACGACCUACGGAACCUUUCCGUGAGGACGGCGGUAUGCAAUCUAGUUCUGGAUCGUUGAUCACAACUUGGGAUAAGAUUGAGUUGUCUGAUCAGGAGAAUUGA
Messenger RNA from Ramularia collo-cygni, 1230 nucleotides. RefSeq lists its product as uncharacterized. The record is from RefSeq and is a predicted model, not a curated record. NCBI's taxonomy places the organism in Eukaryota, Fungi, Ascomycota, Dothideomycetes, Mycosphaerellales, Mycosphaerellaceae. Bases 1 to 1230 code for a protein of 409 amino acids. The transcript has a single exon.